AUGAAAAAAGUUUUAAAGAAAGAACUUCAACCAAUUGAAGCAUCAGUGAGCUUCUGUUGCACAAAAAUUGAUGAUCUUUCCAAAAUUGUGGAAGCUCAAAACAAACAUAUCCAGAAAUUAGAAAAGAAGUACAACUACCUUCAUAACGAAAAAACCCAUCUUGAGCUUGAAAUGAGCUCACUGAAACAAUAUCUACGUAAUAUUGAACAACAGCGUUUAGACAAUGUGAUAAAAGUGAUAGGUAUUCCUAAAGCUAAAGACGAAAACCUUGUAAAUAUAUCUCUCAAACUAGCUGAGACACUCAACAUGGACAGGACGCAAGUAGUGAAUAUUACACGUGUAGAAGGUCGAAAUAACCAAGAUGGAAACAUCCAGGUGCAGUUCAAGCAUGCAGAAAAUGUAAGCUUAUGGGUGCGAGCCUCGAAAAAGGAAGCAGUAGUGGUAGAACAAAUCAUCUCCGAGGCCCCUGUGGAAGUUGCUAAGACGAAAGUGAUCAUACGACGCGCCCUGACCAAAGCCAAUAAGUCGUUAUUAUGGCUAGCACAACAAAAACUAAGACCGGCCUACAAAUACGUCUGGUUCUAA
This is a messenger RNA of Parnassius apollo (apollo), 585 nucleotides long. NCBI's taxonomy places the organism in Eukaryota, Metazoa, Arthropoda, Insecta, Lepidoptera, Papilionidae. The record is from the annotation of a GenBank genome assembly.